AUUUAGAUGAGCAAUCCGCCAAUUUGUAAAAGUGUUGGUCCUUAUCAAAUCGAUAUGACUUAAUCAUUAGGUAAAGGUACUUUUGGGGUGGUAUAUUUGGGAAAAGAAAUAAAAUCAUAAGAAAUAGUAGCAGUUAAAGUUAUCAAUUUAAAAGGGAAUGAGAAAUAACUUGAUUCAAUUGCUAAAUUAUGUUAGAAUGAAUACUAAAUAAUGCAACGUUUACAACAUUCUAAUCUAGUUAAAUUAUAUUAAUUCUAAAGAACUUAAAACAAUAUGUAUUUCAUGAUGGAAUAUUGUGAAGGAGGAACUUUGGAUUCAUAUAUUGCUAGAAAAUGUCCUCAUAAAAAUUAAUUGAAAUUUUUAGCAGAAUCAGAAGCUAGAAUUAUCUUAAGUCAAAUAGUUAAUGGCUAUAAAGCAAUGUAUGAUUAAAAUAUAGUUCAUCGAGAUUUAAAACCCAGCAAUAUACUUAUGAAUAAAGGUGUUGCCAAAAUUUCAGAUUUUGGUUUUAGUAAAAUCUUAUUUGAUUUUGAAAACUAAGUCCUUUAAACCUUUGCUGGUACACCAUUAUAUAUGUCUCCUCAGAUUUUAAAUCCUUAAUUUUAAAGAUAAUAUUCUACCAAAACAGAUAUUUGGUCAUUAGGAAUUAUUUUUUAUGAAGUACUAUAUGGAUAAACACCUUGGAGGGCUACUUCAUUUUAAGAACUUAUGGUUAAAAUAUAAUAAGUACCAAUCAAAUUCCCAUCAAUACCUAAAGUUUCAGAUUAGAUGAAAUAAAUUAUUUCAAAAAUGCUUAAAGUAGAGGAAAAAGAUAGAAUGAGUUGGGAUGAAUUAUUUCAAUUAUAAAUCUAACAAGAUCAAGAAUCUUUAGUAAAUAUAAAUAAAAGUGUUAUUAUGAUUAAUCAAGAAAAAGAUAUCCUGAAAAAAAAAAAUCUAGAAAAAAACUUAAAUAGAGGAAUAGCCUAAAAUAUACAACAUGGAAUUUAGUAAUAAGAAAAGGUAGAAAAAAUCUAAGCAAAAAUAAAUUAAAAUUCAUAAGCAACAACAGAUUCUUCCUAAACUUCGGUUAGUCCUCCGAGAAAAGAAAAAAUUUUUUCUUAAAAAGAAAAAUCUGUUUCUCCUAUUAAAACUCUUGCUAAUUUUAAUUAAACUUAAAAUGCCUUAGGAAAAGAAUAAUAAGAAUAGAUUAAAAAUAAUUCUUUAAUCAAAAAAAUCUCAGAUUGGAUUAUACAUAAAAAAAAUAAAUCGGAAUUUUUAAAUCGACUUUCUCAAUAAUUAUUUGAGUAAUGGUCAGCAUGUAAUAAUAAUUUUAUUCUUUAUAGAAAAAUUUUAACUACAUUCAAGUAUUUAUCUUGGAAUUUGCUUUUUGUUAACAAAAUAUUAAGUGAUAAUUUUAUAUAAGAUUUUAACAAGAUUAUCAAAAAAGACUUUAAACAAGUAACAAAAAUAUCUAUAUAAUUAGUACAACCAACAGAUUUAGUGAAAAUGAAUGGUAUAUAUUUUGUUAAAGCAAAAAUUAUUCUGAUUCAUUAAAAAUUAUAAAGAAAGAUUAUAUUUUAAUAAGAGAAUUUUUAAUUGAAUUAGUUAAAAGAACAUAAUAAGCUCUAUUUGAAACUUAAAUUGAGGAAAUGAAAUUAAUUAAUUCUAUUGCAAAUAUUGAAUGGGUAGAAAAAAGUAAAUUUGAUAAAAUUUUCUAAACUGGCUUAUUAUAUUAUCGUAAAAUCGUUUUGGAUUAAUUGAACAAAGAAAAGAAUGAUAGAAGCUAUUUGGAAUUUGCGGUUCGUUUAAAUGAUUGUUGUAGAAUACAUGAUAUUUUAAAAUUCUAAGAAAUAGAUUUCUUUAAAUAUGAAGAUGACAUAACCAAUUCUUCAAACUAAUAAUUAUUAGAGUAAUUGUAAAAAUGA
This is a messenger RNA of Paramecium sonneborni, 1901 nucleotides long. Lineage: Eukaryota; Ciliophora; Oligohymenophorea; Peniculida; Parameciidae. The record is from the annotation of a GenBank genome assembly.